UUUGUGAAGGUUUUCUGGGCUGGGCAAUGGCUAUAAAGACCCCACCCCAGCCCUUGCUUCGUUAGAGGCAGAUGAGCUGUAUUAAUUAUUAACUGAGUCAGUAGCAGAAGCUGCUGUGGGUGACCAGGAGCUGCAAACCCUCCUGCUCAGCCUUGUCAAUCCCACACAGAAAGGCUUUUUCCAGGCUGGACUGAGGGACUUCGGUGCCAGAGGACUGAAAAUCAUCUCAGGGACACCAAAUUUGAGCUCUUUAGAGUGAAGAGUGGUGAGACACUGGCACAGGUUGCCCAGGGAGGUUGUGGAUGCUGCCUCCCUGGAGGUGUUGCCAGCACUGCCAGGAGCAGACACCAGCAGCAGCACUUACCUCACCCUGUGCCCACCACUGCCCAGGCCAUGAAGACAGAGAAGGAGGAGGCUGUGCCCAGCUUCUCCAUGGGGGGUAAAUAUGCUGGAGAGGGGGCAGCAGGUUCCAGAGAAGCAGCUCUGCCUGGUGGCCCAGUGCCAGGGAGUGGAGGGACCCCAGCCCAGGAGCUGCGGCCGCUGAAGCGCAGACCAGUCCCAGGGAAGCACUACCAGUGCUCGAGCUACGGCUGCAAGCUCUCCUUCUCCAGCAUGCAGGAGCUGAUGGACCACCUGAAGGUCCACUACAGACCCACGCAGUCCCUCGAGGGCAAAACCUUCCAGUGCCCCACGCUGGGCUGCACAGAGACCUUCCCCAGCAUGCAGGACCUCAUGGCCCACAUGAAGGUGCACUACAAACCAAACCGCUACUUCAAGUGCGAGAACUGCCUGCUGCGCUUCCGCACGCACCGCUCCCUCUUCAAGCACCUGCACGUCUGCUCCGACAGCGCCGGCAGCCCCGCGCCGCCCCCCCGCCCCGACAGACCUGCCCUGGAGAAGCAGCCCCCGGCCAAGCCACCCCCCGCCCCCGAGGGGCUCCCCAAACUCCCGAGCGUUCUACGACCCCCGGAGAAAGAAGCUGCAGCCCCCCCCGGCGCGGACGCUGCCCCGACGGCCCCCGGCUCGCUGCCCACCAGCCUGCCCGAGCCGCCCGGCUCGCUGGAGGCGCUGCCGCUGCCGCCGCCGCCCCCUGCGCAUCCCUUCCCGCUGCUGGAGCCCAACCUUUUCGGGCCGUCCUCCUUGACUCGCUUCUCGGGACCUCCGCCCCCGCCUCCACCGCCCCCUUCCUCGGUGCCGGGGCCGUUCCUGCCCUACGUGCACCCCUCGGCUUACAGCCUGCCCCAGCCCUCGGCUCAGCACCGCCUGCGGCCCCUGGCGCCUGCCCACGGCGCCUCCAACGCCGUCUGGAAGAAGAGCCAAGGUGUGAGCGUCAGCCCACUCCUCCCAUGCUUUGGCUCAGGAGUGACUCCAGGGCACUCCUCCAACAGCCGCAUCGUCUGGGAGCACACUCGGGGCCGCUACACCUGCAUGCAGUGUGCCUACUCCGCGGCUUCUCGCCAGGAGAUGACUCUGCACAUCGAGGAGCAUCGCAAGAACCCUUCCCAGCCCGGGCACCUGGAUGCUGAGAUGGAUUUCGGGGUGGGCCUCACCUCCUUCCACACCAAGCUGACGCCAGAGAUGGAGAACUCUCUCUACUCCCAGCUCUGAUGCCUCCCCCCCCAACCCAGCUCCCAUGGGACUGCUGCUGCACCUCCCCACCCUGAGCUGGGCAGAGGGGGUGGGGGGCACUGCCCAGCCCUGUGCCACUGUGCUGGGUGGCAAAGGGGCUUUGUUUUCUUUGCUGCCUCUUGGAUUUCUUCCCCCUCCCUUUUAUUUCUUGGAAACUCUAAGCACUUGGACCCUCACCUCUCCCUCCCCUGAAGGUUUCCUUUCAGGGAGCCCAGUAGGUUGCUCAGGACUUAGAGGACUUCUCUGGAGUGAGGGCUUGAAACAAUAAAUGGGAAUGGUACAGGAAA
This is a messenger RNA of Pogoniulus pusillus (Red-fronted tinkerbird), 1916 nucleotides long. It is a transcript of the gene ZNF414, whose product is annotated as zinc finger protein 414. The transcript has 9 exons. Bases 394 to 1608 code for a protein of 404 amino acids. Lineage: Eukaryota; Metazoa; Chordata; Aves; Piciformes; Lybiidae. The record is from RefSeq and is a predicted model, not a curated record.